Messenger RNA from Corythoichthys intestinalis (scribbled pipefish), 4939 nucleotides. RefSeq names its product pleckstrin homology domain-containing family A member 1-like. The transcript is spliced from 13 exons. Lineage: Eukaryota; Metazoa; Chordata; Actinopteri; Syngnathiformes; Syngnathidae. The coding region runs from base 352 to 1503 and encodes 383 amino acids. The record is from RefSeq and is a predicted model, not a curated record.
UAUUAAACAAAUGAACGCAGCAAAGGAAUAUUCACAUGUUUUUAUACUUACAGCGUCGUUUAGAAGUGCCCAGUGCAUUUCAGUUUUCAGCUCAGAGUGAUCAUCUCCAUAGUUGACGAUCUCCGCUAUUCCUACGCUUUCAGUCGCCUUCACCCCGCGGUGCUGAGGGUCUGUGUUGCUGCCUGGAUCGGAGAUGGGCUGAGGCGAGGAAGGGCGACCCCCCAGCAACAGCGAGGCGGUAACCGAAGCCACACAUUGCGGGAAUUUCUCUUUACUUUUCUUCUCCCUGCUCAUUCAUCCAUUCACCAGCUCUUUUGGCCCGGGCAGGCCAGGGAAUGUCCCGGCGGCGCCAUGCCUUAUGUGGACCGGCAGAACCGCAUCUGUGGCUUCCUGGACAUCGAAGAGCACGAGAGCAGCGGCAAGUUCUUGCGCCGCUACUUCAUCCUGGACACACAGCAGGGCAGUCUGGUGUGGUUCAUGGACAACCCGCAGGUAACCGUAGGGCACUGGAAUCUUCCGGUCGGCACGGACUGCGUUGGCUCCCUAAAGCUUACUUACAUUUCCAAGGUCAGCGAUGCCACUAAGCUGAGACCAAAGGCAGAGUUCUGCUUUGUCAUUAAUGCUGGGAUGAGAAAAGUCUUCCUGCAGGCCAAUGACCAGCAGGACCUAGUGGACUGGGUCAACGCACUCAAUAAAGCCACCAAGAUUACGGUACCAAAAAUCUCAGACAGCCAUCAGAAUUCGGAAAACCACAAGUCUUUGCUGGAUACCGUGGGACCUAAGAAACAAGUGUCCUAUAAGACUGAAAUCAUCGGAGGGGUUCCAAUUGUGACCCAGACGCAGCAUGAAGGCAGCGACGGGGCAGAGCGAGCAGAGCGCGAGGCCAUGCAUCGGUCGCACAGCCAGCUGCCUUAUUUUCUGGGGAGACCGGCCCAGGACCACACGGUCAUCAAGUCGGGCUACUGUGUCAAGCAAGGCGCCGUAAUGAGGAACUGGAAGCGGCGAUAUUUUCUCCUGGAGGAAAACUCAAUGAGUUACUUCAAGUCCGAUCUCGAGAAGGAGCCCCUGAGGAUGAUCCCACUAAAGGAAGUUCACAAAGUGCAGGAGUGCAAACAAAGUGACAUUAUGAUGAGGGACAAUCUUUUUGAGGUUGUCACCACGUCGAGAACAUUUUACAUACAGGCCGACAGUCCAGAGGAGAUGCACAGCUGGAUCAAGGCUGUCUCAGGGGCUAUCGUGGCCCAGCGCGGACCUGGGAGGUCUGCUGCCACAAUGCGGCAGGCCAGACGGCUGUCGAACCCCUGUAUACAGAGGUAUACGUCUCGAAUUGGGGAGUGCAGCAGCACCCUGUUGCAGCUGUGCACCUGUCUUAGAUGUGUGACUUCCUGCUUGUGUCUCCUCCUCCCUCCUGUUCGAAGCCUGUAUGUCUUUUUCUCCCAGCCACCCUGUUCCCGUAAAUGCAACAGUACCGUUUCCCUCGUCGAGCUAACACGCCUUACUUAACACAAAUUGUAUACUAACAUCAUGAAUACUACGCUUGUGUUUUGUUUAUAUUCAAGAGAUCCAUGGUUUACGAGUUACUGGUUUUCAUUGCAGUCCAAGAAUACUUCAAGAUGGCUGGCUCACUUUCUGCCAUAGUAUUACUGCUUUUAAUUCGACAGGAUUCCUACACAUUUACGGAAUUUAUGAAUUUUAUACUUGAUUUUUUUGUCAACAGCCAAUGAGAGAAACAGGUGCCCAUUUAACAGGUUAAGUAUUGUGACAGUUUUAUCAAAGACCGAAGAGGCGAUGCAAAAGUUUGUUCUAAAAGUAUAUUUUGAUCUUUUUUUUUUUUUUUUUUUUUUUUAAGUUUCUUACAAUUGAAGAUCCAAUACCGUUUUUAAAAUACACAUCUGUUUUUACAUAUCAAUAACAUACUUGAUGGAGAUAAUCUACAUAUGUUGACAUUAGGGAUGUGACAUAUCGGAUAAUUUGUAUCCCAAAAGGUAAUCGAUAUGCGUCUGCCAAGAAUCGAGAUAUUGUUUUAAAAAGGUGUCAAUGUAUAAAAAAAAAAGAAUAAUAAUAAAAAGGAACCAACAAGUUGCUACCAAAAUUUUGCACAAUAAUAGUGUCUCAGUCAGUAUCGGGAAUAACGCCGUUAUAAAUAACGCCGUUACAUAACGGCGUUAUUUUUUCAGUAACGGGGUAAUCUAACUAAUUAUUUUUUCCGCCGUUACAGCGCCGUUACCAUUACUCACGGUCAAAAGCGGUGCGUUACUUACUCUGAAUAAAUUGAAGAAAUUACCAGCUGUAGCGAGUCUACUCUGCUCUGUUUAUUUGUCAUCCAAGACUUGGGGUGCGUUCAGGUCCAUGGCAAUGAAAAUAGUAAACACACAUAGCCUACCUUUGCCAGAACAAUGGCGUUGCCGUUUGAUACGGUCAUAAUGUGCAGGUCCUGCACCCAUCCACAGCAAAACUGUUCGUAGCUUUGUAGCGAUUUGUAAUUUCGGAAUCGUUGAUGAGUUUGUAACAUACACCAAACAAUAAAUAGAGCAGAAUGUCCAUUUCGCGUAAUUGUGGAAGCCCGUCGACAUCUUUACUCCAUUUGUCUUCGGCUUGCUCAUAAGGGUCAAGAUUGUUCACAUCCUUAAAUUUGAUCACAUAUCUUUUCUUCGCCUUAGUAACAAGUUUGUCUCUUUAUCGAACUGGCAAGUUAAAGUUUAAUGUCCCGCGAGCCAGAGCUGCUUCCAAUAUGGUUACGUUGUUGUCAAAUCUCACGUGAUCCCCCAUUCUGUGAUGUAAACGCUCGAGCCUAAUAGCGCACGUACUUCAGAGCCGGUGUUUUCACACACAAACCGGAACAGCGCGUGCGGCAAACACACACACACGCAAAACAGAUGCAGAGGGAUACGAUGGCAUAGCAUUCAGAGGAAAAUUUGUCCCUUACGAGGUGGAGAUAUAAACACUAUUUCAAGUUGGUCGAAAUUUAAGGAAAGAAAGUGCAAAUAAAGUGUAAUUUAUGUCCCGGGGCAAAGCUUUUGUCGACAUCUGUGGUAAGCAAUUCAAAUCUGUUUAUUUUUGUUGCACUUCAAGUGUAGGAUAAAUCUGUUGCUGGUGAGGUGCAAUAAAUAUUACAAGGUUCUAUAACACAACUACGUGUCUAUUCUUCUCUAUUCAACUGACUCGAAUACUGCUCAGAAAAUUUCAAAUUCUUUGACAUACAACAACUUCUUUUUAAAGUAACGGAAAUAGUUACUUUCCCUGGUAACUAGUUACUUUUACUAUAGAGUAAUUCAGUUACUUACUCAGUUACUUUUUGGAAGAAGUAGUGAUUAACUAUAACUAAUUACUUUUUUAAAGUAACGUGCCCAACACUCGUCUAAGUGAACUCUAAAGGCCCAAGUACACUGCAUGCGUGAUCGUUGCGGUUCCGGUCCGGUUCAGUGUUGCCUGCGUGCCACGCAGUCCGUCAAAAACAGGCAAAUCAUACCAGUUGCUGCAAGGCUGUGGUCCGCCAACCUCGUCCCCCCCGUGAGCUCUCGCGUGAUCGCGCGCGAUAAUGUGCCAUUUAAAACAACGAAAAACACACGGCGUCUAUACUCAUCAGAGAAGCAGAGAGAGAGCACAUAUUUUCUUUGCAUAUUGAUAUUUUAGUUAAUCUGGAAUUAAGAGACAGACAUGGCUGCAUCAUGAUGAGAUCAGGACAGAAAAACACACAUAAUAGGACACCUUGCAGCUUCCUUUUUUAUAUUGUCCUCUUAGAAAGGAUCUGCUGCAUCAUAAAUGAUUUUGUGGGUUUCCACCUCCAUGAUGAAGCGCUCAUCAUCCAUCUUCGCUCGUGUUUAAACCGUGAUUAGGCACCUGGGCUGUUACGUCCAGGCCCAGCUCCGCCCAUUUUGUCGGAUGCGUGUCCGCAAAAAUAGAAAAUAGCCUAUACCAUCCGGCGGGCAUGCGGCACGCCGGAGUUGGUCCGCAGUCAAUCCGGAGCACUGACGCGGCCGGUAUACGUUGAACAAUAGGAUAUAAUGGGAACGGAUUGGCUCCGGCGCUAUUUUUUACCGGAGUCGGACCGGAAACGCAACGAUCACGCAUGCGGUGUACUUGGGCCUUUAGGCUGCACUGACGGUGCUCGACGCCCAAUCCAUUUAGACUGGGAACGUUCGUUCAUUCGGAACCAGAGCAUUCACAGUUAUUCUGUCCGAUUUUCAGGGCAUUUACAGAUCACUUGCUGUUCAUUUUAGGUUGAGUUUGAGUCACUGCCUAUUUAUUAGGGUGAUUCCCAGGUCACUUCCUGUUCUAUAACUCAAAAUAAACAUGAAUUGUUUAUUUUGAGUUAUAGAACAGGAAGUGACCCAUAAAAUACCCCAAAAUCAAAAUAAAAUAACUGAAAAUCAACAGGUAAAUGACCUUAAAUAGCCCAAAAUUACUUCAUUGCCUGGAAUCGGCUGCCACUGACGGCCAUAGUUGUUCAAUCUGUUUGAAGUGGGAGGGAUGGCAGCGAAUGAACGAAUGUUCAUUCGUUGCCACCCUCCCGCUUCAAAUGGAUUGGACGUCUACUAGUGAUAAACUCAUUCCAAUUCACAGCAGAAGGUUGUUUUUCUGUUUAUUAGUUGUUUGUAGGAUAUCCUAGAAUGAUUUCCCAUCCAAUGUAUUGAUAAUCAUUGUAUCACCAUAUCGUCAGAUCAUCGUUACCGCGAGCUUUGUAUCGCGUAUCGUAUCGUGAGGUACCAAGAGGUUCCAACUCCUAGUUGACAUGUUCCUGAAGAACGUUCCGUUGAAUUCAGUCCAUUCUGACGUGUUGGGAGCCCUCCGAAUGUUUUUUAAACUGCCAAAAUCUGCACGUGUGCACGUUCCGCGGCGCUUGCGUAGUUACAUGUGACACAUUAGCGUCUUUGUAAACAGUAUUUGUCCAGCUAACCACUACCGCCAGGCUCUGUCCACUGAUGCGUGUGCUGUGUGU